AGGUUAAGGGGCGGGCCAAGAGUGCGGGGCACGAAAGGUGUCCUUCGCCCACUUGCAGAAGCGGUGAGGGGCAGAGAAUCAGCGAUCUACCAGCCGCUCCCUGGGCCUCCAAGGGAAGGGAAUCUGCAUGGCCUGCUCCAGGCAAACUGAAAAAUAGGUGAAAUCUUCGGAAGCGGGAGUUCAGCCCUUUCUCGCCUGUAGCCCCUCCCUGCUUUCAAUCGCCAAGUCUCUCCCAGUCUAGCAAUUCCCUUUCUGUUUGAUGUCCGUGAACAUCACCCACAUCACCAUCCAGGCCUUGAGAGAGGAGUGUCUCUCCAGAGAGUGUAAUCGGCAGCAGCAGGUCAUCCCUGUGGUGAACAGCUUCUGUGCCGCCACAUUCCUCCACCUUGCACAUGUCUGGAGGACACAGCGGAAGACCGUCUUAGACUCCAGCUUUGUCCUCAAAGACUUGGAAGUAUUGGCUAAGAAGAGCCCACGGCGGCUGCUGAAGACCCUGGAGCUGUACUUGGCCAGGGUGUCAAAGGAACAGGCCUCCUUGUUGGGGGCACAGAAGUUCUGUGGGCCAGAAGCCCCUCCCUUCAAGGAUCUCACCUUCACAGGCAAGAGUGACCUGCAGCCUCACUCAUCCUAAGGCAUAUGGCUGAUCUGAACUCCGAGAUGGAUGGAGGUUUUUUUUUUUUUGCUUGUACAAACUAUUUAAUGCAUAUCUGCCCCAUUAAACAAGCAAGAUGUUUGAUGUAGCAGA
Rhinopithecus roxellana (golden snub-nosed monkey) is the source of this 745-nucleotide messenger RNA. Its product is annotated as ELMO domain-containing protein 3-like. The record is from RefSeq and is a predicted model, not a curated record. The transcript has 4 exons. NCBI's taxonomy places the organism in Eukaryota, Metazoa, Chordata, Mammalia, Primates, Cercopithecidae. Bases 260 to 631 code for a protein of 123 amino acids.